This is a messenger RNA of Tarenaya hassleriana, 2347 nucleotides long. RefSeq lists its product as uncharacterized. Gene Ontology annotation, molecular function: protein binding. The transcript has a single exon. The coding region runs from base 295 to 2247 and encodes 650 amino acids. Gene Ontology annotation, biological process: cell surface receptor signaling pathway. Lineage: Eukaryota; Viridiplantae; Streptophyta; Magnoliopsida; Brassicales; Cleomaceae. The record is from RefSeq and is a predicted model, not a curated record.
CUAUGAAUGAAAUGGUUAUUAUAUAUAGAUAUGAAGAAAUAUAAAAAUUAAAUAAAAAAGAAAUGGCUAUGACUCGGUAAAAUAACGAAUAAGAUAGUAAUCCAGAAAGCGAAAGCCGGCGACCGGCGUGUUUUGUGAGAAGACAGGGAGAGAGAGAGAUGACGAAAGCGCGUUUGAACUCAACCCAGCAAGAUUUUCCCGGAAAAUCUCAGAUUUUUCAACGUUUUGAUCAGGAAUCAGAUCGACCCGCGUUUCCGAUUUGUCGAUUCCGAGCCAGUUGUUGCUGUCGCCGCCAUGGGUGAUUUAGUCAAGCAAAUCUUGGCUCGGCCGAUUCAAUUGGCGGACCAGGUGGUGAAAACCGCCGACGAAGCGACCAUCAACAAGCAAGAAUGCUCCGAGCUCAAGUCGAAGACGGAGAAGCUGUCGACUCUGCUCCGUCAGGCGGCGCGUGCGAGCUCCGAUCUCUACGAGCGUCCCACGCGCCGAAUCAUCGACGACAUAGAGCAGGUCCUCGAGAAGGCGCUGUCGAUGGUCAAUCGGUCCCGCGACGAUGGCUUCAUCAUGCGUCUCUUCAACAUUAUCCCCGCCUCUGCGUUCCGGAAGAUGUCGGCGCAGCUCUCGAACUCCGCCGGCGACGUCUCCUGGCUCCUCCGCGUCUCCGCUCCCGCCGGAGAGCUCGGCGACGGCGAUUCCUACCUGGGUCUACCUCCGAUCGCCGCGAACGAGCCCAUACUCUGUCUCAUUUGGGAGCAGAUCGCGAUCCUCAUGACCGGUUCACCGGAAGACCGGUCCGACGCCGCCGCUUCGCUCGCUUCUCUCGCCCGCGACAACGACCGAUACGGCAGACUCAUCAUCGAGGAAGGCGGAGUCAACCCUCUUCUCAGAUUGUUGAAGGAAGGUAAGAUCGAGGGGCAGGAGAAUGCAGCUCGGGCAAUCGGACUGUUGGGUCGGGAUUCCGACAGCGUGGAGCAGAUGGUCCAUUUGGGUGUCUGCCAAGUGCUUGCGAAUAUUCUCAAGGAAGGUUCGAUGAAGGUUCAAGCCGUAGUGGCAUGGGCCGUGUCGGAACUCGCUGGAAAUCAUCCGAAAUGUCAGGAGAUCUUCGCACAGCACAAUGUGGUCCGGCUACUCGUGAGCCACUUGGCUUUCGAGACAGUCCAAGAACACAGCAAGUACGCUGUCGUGGCGGGAAGAGCGACCUCGAUGCACCACGCCAUUGUAAUGGCGAGCAAAACCAGCAAGAUGAACAGCCAGAGUCACGAUCUGUUGAUGCGAAUCAAUGAGGAUGAUGAUCACAGCCCGAUCUCUCGUCCGAUCCCGAAUCAGAUGCAUGAUGUGGUCACGACCACGAUGGCGAUGAAAUCUGCAGGAUCUAACCUCACUCUCACCGCACCAGAGAAGCCAGAGAAGAGCAACAGCAUCAAUGCCGAGAACGGGAUGAAGACCUAUUACAAGUUCCUGCAAUCGCGGAACGCGUCUGCAACGAGAGGGAGAGAGCUCGAAGAUCCAGUGACGAAGUCCCACAUGAAGGCAAUGGCGGCGAGAGCGUUAUGGAAACUCGCCUCGGCCAACGCCUCCAUCUGCCACGUCAUCACCGAGUCGCGAGCCUUGCUCUGCUUCGCCGUUCUUCUGGAGAAAGGCGACCAAGAAACCAAGUACAACUCGGCCAUGGCUGUAAUGGAGAUCACGGCGGUUGCAGAGCAAAACGCCGAUCUGAGACGCUCGGCUUUCCGACGGACCUCACCGGCGUGCAAGGCGGUAGUCGACCAGCUCUUCUGGAUCGUUGACACCGCCGACUCGGAAUCUGAGCUACUCAUCCCCUGCAUCAAGUCAUUCGGAAAUCUCGCUCGGACAUUCAAAUCGGCGGAGACCCAGAUGAUUAUUCCGCUCGUGAAGCUCCUGGACGGAGACAGGGAGCCAGAUGUAGCAGCGGAAGCGGCGAUCGCGCUGACGAAAUUCGUGUCGGAGGAUAACUUUUUGUGCAAGGAACAUUCGAGGACGAUCAUCGGUGCAGGAGUAGGGAAGCAUCUGGUUCAGCUGGCGUAUCUAGGGGAAGGAGCUCAGAUUCCGGCGCUGGUUCUGCUGAGCUACGUGGCCAUGAACGCUCCCGACAGCGAAGAGCUGGCAAAGGACGAGGUUUUGACGGUGCUGGAAUGGGCGUCGAAGCAAUCCGACGUUACGGAAGACGAUGAUGUCGAGAGCUUGUUGUCGGAAGCCAAGAGCAGGCUCGAGCUUUAUCAGUCCAGAUGAUCUUUCUUCACUGAUCAUAUUCUUUUCUCUCCUCUUUUUUUUUUUUUGGGGAAUUUGUCUGAUGAUGAGUUAUUUUGUUUCUGUGUAGUUUUUUCGUGUA